GGUGGCGCCAGUGGGUCAGGUGGCGCUGGAAAAGAGUAUUUCCUUAGAUGGAUGGUUAUACUUUUCAUACCACGUAAAUUCUAAUCUAACGUACAAGAUAGAGAUGCAAUGAAGUCUAGUCAACACAGUCGGGACGUUGAGUUCCACGUAGGGUGGUUUGAUAUAUGUACAUAUGUAAUAGUACUUCGACUCCACUCCUCCUUUGAACCACGUUGACGAUCUCAGAGCACAAAAUGCGGCACUUUUAGCAGAUGCGAGAAGCGUGAAAGCAGAUGCAUUGGCAGAAUCUGCGUUGGUGGACCAGCAGACGCGAGAAGCGCAGGAGAAGAGCCUGAAGGAAGAACAGGAACGGGAGCAAAGAAAUGCAGCCGAAUCAGAGAAGCUGUAUUUUUACGACCUUCGUCAACAUCAAUGGAGUAGACCUAAAGCAAGCAAGAACAACAAACUUUCAAUGACUGACACCUCUCAAACUUCUCCAUGGAAUGUCAAUCAACACCUCAAAUGAAAUAAAUCAGUGAUACAAGAACACGCUUUCAUGGCUUAGCGGCUGCUUUACCUUCAGAGCCAGAAGCAGGCACGGCAGAUCGCCUCCCGGUCAUGUUCCGUGUAUCCGAGGGGAAGAGCGUAAAAACGACACUCUGCUCUUAAGGCUCCUGUACUAAAUGGUUUGUGUAGUUUUCCUAAAGUCUCAAGCUCAAGUUCACUUAAAGUCGUAGCAAAGUCUUUGUUACCUAAAGUCGUAGGCUCCAUUUCACACUGUUGCCUACUUUUAAGUGAAGUCAUUUCGACGAAGAUCUUUUGGAGGUGGACCUAGUAGUUCGGGUAGUCAUUCUAGACGAGGGAUCCAAUCUAGUCCAUUCAUCACCAUCAAGGGAAAACAAGAAGAGAACCCUUAGGAUCGAACUCAGGUUACCAAAUACCAGAAUCAUACAGCUGAAAUUUGUGCGAGAUUAAUUCUAUUGUAUUGUAUUCUAUUCUAUUGUAUUGUAUUCUAUUGUAUUGUAUUCUAUUGUACUGUAUUGUAUUGUUACCCUCUUCCUCUGUUUGUUACCAAGGUCUUCUUCUUCUGAAGGAGUGUCGCAUUCUUGUUCUGAAGGGGAUUAGAAGAUCUUUUCAGGAGCUCUAAUUCUCAACCCGAGGUGUUGAAGAAGCGACCAGGA
Messenger RNA from Amoebophrya sp. A25, 1160 nucleotides. NCBI's taxonomy places the organism in Eukaryota, Dinophyceae, Syndiniales, Amoebophryaceae. The record is from the annotation of a GenBank genome assembly.